GUUCUAGACUCUGAAAUUGAUCAAUUCAAAAAAUACCUUUGCAUUCAGUGACGAAGCUGCUCGUGAAGAGAAGCAUAAUUUUUAUUGCUUAUGAUGAUUUAUUAAUUGCUAGACUAUUAACAAUCAUGCAAAUAGCGAGCCUGAUGCCGAUCGCUGAAGCGACUACCGUUUGGCAACUUUACAGUCGAUGCAGUUCCGCUUUUGUACAGAUUUUUUUGAAACAUGCUAAUGCACGAGGGCAACAAUCCGAUCAUUGUUUAACCGAUUUCUUAGUGCAUGCAGAUAAUGAAGGGCGCAUUCGGAUGGAAAAUGCUCUUACCGGUAAAUUUAUAUGCUUUAAUAAACGACAAAGGCUUGCAAUUAGAGUAAGUGUUUAA
Loa loa (African eye worm) is the source of this 377-nucleotide messenger RNA. RefSeq lists its product as hypothetical. Gene Ontology annotation, molecular function: growth factor activity. The record is from RefSeq and is a predicted model, not a curated record. NCBI's taxonomy places the organism in Eukaryota, Metazoa, Nematoda, Chromadorea, Rhabditida, Onchocercidae. The transcript is spliced from 2 exons. The coding region runs from base 126 to 377 and encodes 83 amino acids.